Colletotrichum destructivum is the source of this 2706-nucleotide messenger RNA. RefSeq names its product Putative matrin/U1-C, C2H2-type zinc finger, Zinc finger C2H2-type, SF3A3 domain-containing protein. The record is from RefSeq and is a predicted model, not a curated record. NCBI's taxonomy places the organism in Eukaryota, Fungi, Ascomycota, Sordariomycetes, Glomerellales, Glomerellaceae. Gene Ontology annotation, biological process: mRNA splicing, via spliceosome. Gene Ontology annotation, cellular component: nucleus; spliceosomal complex. Bases 144 to 1694 code for a protein of 516 amino acids. The transcript has a single exon. Gene Ontology annotation, molecular function: RNA binding; zinc ion binding.
UCAGCAAUCAGCCAUCGCGCUCGCUCCAGAAGGCUACCGACCUUGAAUUUUCCCUCUAGAGCCUUGCGACGACCAACGACCCUCAUCGACAACCCCCCCCAAAAAAACAACCGCCCGGCUCUACCCACGAAGCGAGCGCGACCAUGGGCAUAAUCGAAGAGCAGCGCUACCUCCACGAGGACCUCGAGCGCCUCGAGCAGGGCAUCGCCGACCGCAUCAGCGAGGAACCAAAACACAUUCGCGACCGCCUUAAUCGCGAUCAUGAGAUCGGCCAGCUGCUCGACCAGAUCCAGACGCAGUCCGUCAAGCUCCUCGACAUUUACCGCGACGCCGACGGCCAGCGCUCGCGCGAGAUCCAGAACAUCGGAACCGGCGACCCCUUUGAGGAGUUCUACGGCCAACUCAAGGACGCCCGCGAGCACCACGCAAAGUAUCCCAACGAGCAGGCCGAGAACUCGGAGGUGCGCUACCGCGUCAAGAAGCCCGACGAUGGUGAGGUCAUGCCCUACAUCGUCGACCGUCUCUUCACCGGCGAGGAGGGCUUUGGCCGCUUCUUCGACCUGCACACCUGCCACGAGUCGUACCUCAACCUACCCAACGUCAAGCGCCUGUCGUACCUGCAGUACCUCGAGGUUUUUGACAACUUCAGCUCGGGCUACGGCGGGUUGAAGCGCACCGAGAAGUUGACGGACCAGUACUUCAAGUACGUCGGCGAGCUGGCCGAGUACCUCGAGUCCUUUAUGCGCCGCACGCGGCCGCUCGAGAACCUCGACAAGGUGUUCCUGGGCUUCGACAACGACUUCGAGACAGCCUGGGAGAAGGAUGAGGUGGUCGGGUGGCAGAAGGAGGAGGGCACAAACGGCACGGCGCGGGAGCCCAGCACGGCCGACGCAGUGUGGUGCGACGACUGCGAGAGGGAAUUCAAGAACGAAAACGUCUAUCGUUCACACCUGACGGGCCGCAAGCAUAUCAAGGCCGCCGAGGCGAGGAAAGCGCGCCGCGAUGAGGAGGGCGGGGACGGGGUGGACGGCAGCACCAACGGCAACAAGGUAUCGGCGACGAGGCUCAAGGAGAGGGCGGUCGCCGAACGCGAGUACCGCGUCAAGCGGCUCGCGGCGGCCAUGAGCACGGAGCGCGGCGACACGCGGGUCAACGUCGAGCGGCGCCAGGGCAUGACGGAGCGCGAGCGUCAGCAGGAGCUCGAAAAUAUCCUCAACCUGUCGUACUCGGCACCUGGCGGCGGCGGCGGCAUGCACGGCGGCGCGGCCGGCGACGGGGACGACGAUGACGACGACGGCGAGGACGGCGAGGAGAAGAUCUACAACCCGCUCAAGCUGCCGCUCGCGUGGGACGGCAAGCCCAUCCCCUUCUGGCUGUACCGGCUGCACGGCCUCGGCGUGGAGUUCCCCUGCGAGAUCUGCGGCAACUUCGUCUACAUGGGCCGCCGGGCCUUUGACAAGCACUUCAACGAGGCGCGCCACGUGCACGGCCUGCGGUGCCUGGGCAUCACCCACACGAGCCUGUUCCGCGACAUCACGAGCAUCGAGGAGGCCGUCAACCUAUGGGACAAGAUCCAGCGCGAGGCCAAGAAGACCAAGGUCGACGAGGGCAGUGUCGUGCAGAUGGAGGAUGCCGACGGCAACGUCAUGCCGGAGAAGGUCUACUACGAUCUGCAGAAGCAGGGCUUGUUGUAGGGUGGCGAUGACGACAGCGACGAGGACGAGGACGAGCGGAGCGUCGGGUGUAUAGAACAAAAUGUAAUUCAGCUUUGGGGGGGGCGUCUCUGAAGAAGAAUAAGAGGAAGAUGAGGAAGAAUAAGAAGACGAAAGAAAGAGACGGGGAAAAAAGGAGGAGUCCUUGUAAAUGUAGACGAUAUUUCCUCGCCCUGCUACAGAUGGGGGGUCCAUGGGCAGAAUAACCUCAAGACGGGGUCGGCUUUUCAUCCGCAGAGCAUCCAACGUAGAUUCAUGUCUAACAACGGAAGACACCGCCUCGAUCCUCUUUCGAUCCGAGCCAUUGGCAUGGGAUGGUUGCUUGUCCCAAUUACAUGUGCCAAGUUUCAGUCUACUUUUAUCUCGUCAUGAACAUGCAUCAUGGAUUUUGGGCUAAGAUAUACGAACACCAACCAUUGUAGAAUUGAUCAAAAACUAGACCAUUGGCGGUAAAAAGAUCAUUAGAUCCGUGUAUGGAACAGGUGUAGAUGUAAUAAAAGUCUGCGCCAAUCUCUUCGAAAGGUUGCAGUAAUUGCUUGGUAUGGGCAGAUAUCUAUGAUCUGGCCCAAUGUCUAUGUCGUCUAUCUCUUUGUACAGCACCACCGGUGUGUCUAUGCAUUUUUUUCGCUCUCCAAAACAAAUCGCCUGCCCUAAAACUCUUAACUUUUUUGUUCUCUUCCAUUUCCGAUCUUUGAUUCCUUUCGAUCAUGGUUUGCGGACCCAGAAAACCCCUUGGUUGAUUCCCGUUGAAACCCCAACUGUCCCCGCUAAAAUUGACAAUUACCCACCGACAAAACUGUUCGGUGUAUGAUCAAAACAAAAGGGAAGAUGAAUAGCCCGAUGGCUGUCACCGUUUUCUUCCUCAUUAGGUUCUGCUUAUAUCAUCCCCAUGUUGUGUAACGAAGGUGUCCAAUUAUGGAUACACCGUGAAAAAGUCGCUCUUUACCCAUCUCUGGAUUUCUUCGGUUCGUCUUUGGUUCGUGAAAUGACCAUU